AUGGCCAAGUUUUUGAGGGACACUCCCUUGGGUCAGUUCAUCCGAUUAGUGUCGCAAGGUCACCUUCUGCAAUAUACAGAAGAUGGAAACGGACUCGAAAUCUUGAGCAACAGACGAUCGGCGCCGGUAGAUGCAGUGGUUGAAGCUCCAGCCGACGUUGAAGCCGACCCCGAAGUGCUAGCGAAAAAAGGCACCAACGUUGACGACCUUGUCAUAGUCGACUGGUACAGUCCGACGGAUCCUGAAAAUCCGCGAAACUUCUCAAGGACGAAGAAGCUAUGGGCCAGCUUCAUCAUCUUUCUCUACACAUUUGUUGUCUACUGCACCUCGUCCAUCACAACACCGUCCUACCCGUACAUCGCACCUCAGCACGGUCUCAAUGAGACAUCCGUCUCCCUAAUCCUCGCUCUAUACGUUCUGGGCUAUGCUCUGGGUCCUUUGCUGUUUGCUCCUUUGUCAGAAAUCCCGUGGAUCGGCCGCAACAUCCCAUACUGGGCCUCCUUCCUCCCGUUUCUCGCCUUCUCCAUAGCCCUUACACAGGUCCAAGACCUCAACUUUGCCACCAUCUGCGUCCUCCGCUUCCUGCAGGGCUAUUUUGGCUCCCCGAUUCUCGCCACCGGUGCCGCGUCCUACGACGACCUUUUUGAUGAGUUCGAGUCGCCGUACGGCUACAUGCUUUGGCUCGGUGCCAUGUACGCUGGCCCCGCCGUCGGUCCGCUCCUGUCAGGCUACGCCGUCGUCAAGGACUUCAGAUGGCCAUACUGGGAGGUCGCGAUCAUGGCAGGCGGACUGUUCCCCCUCGUCCUUUUGUUGCCGGAGACGAGCGCAGACUACAUUCUCCUUCAGCGAGCAAAGCGCAUGAGGAAUUUCACCAGUGAUCCAAAGUAUCGGGCACCAUCGGAAAUCAAGAGACUGAACAUUACGAAAGUGUUUACGGACGCCAUGAUCAAGCCGACCGAGAUCGCGAUCAAGGACCCGGCCAUUGCCUUUGUCACCGUCUACGGCGGCAUCGUGUACGCCACCUACUACUCGUAUUUCGAGUCCUUCCCCCUGGUCUAUCACGAUCGAUACGGCCUCUCCGCAGGUGGUAUUGGGUUGAUAUUCCUCUCUGCGAUCAUCGGCGCUGGAAUCUGCGCCGUCAUCUACGCGGUUUACCUCCAGCUGUAUUUCACUCCACGGGCUCGUGCAGCAGUGAACAAAGCGGCUUCCGCUGUCCCAGAGACCUACGACGCGAGCCAAGCCCAGUCCCUCGUCUCAGGCCCGCAAAGACUACACAUCAACGCCGCGAUCCCGCAGGAGCAGUGGCUGAUCCCGUCCAUCCCAUUCAGUGUGCUCUGUCCCGCGGGACUAUUCCUCUUCGCCUGGACCGCGACCGCGACUUCUCACGACUCCAACGGGAUUGCGCACCCGACGUACCACUGGAUCGUUCCCACAAUCGGCAUCGCCCUCUUCUCCGGGGGAAGCUACGUCGUCUUCCAGUGCACAAUCAUCUACAUCUCCCUGUCUUACAGAAAAUACUUCGCCUCGCUGUCCGCCACGUACGACAUGUCGCGGGGGUCCAUGGCUGCCGGGGUGGUCAUGGGUUCUAGGGCUGUCUUUGUCAGCUGGGGCGUCGACAAGGGCGUCAGCGUGCUCGCGGGCGUCAGUGCCGCGGGCGUGUUGGGCAUGUUGUUCCUCUGGAGGUACGGGGCGAUGUUGAGGGCGAGGAGCACGUUCGCCGAGCGAUAG
Messenger RNA from Fonsecaea multimorphosa CBS 102226, 1728 nucleotides. RefSeq lists its product as uncharacterized. Gene Ontology annotation, biological process: xenobiotic detoxification by transmembrane export across the plasma membrane. Bases 1 to 1728 code for a protein of 575 amino acids. The transcript is spliced from 3 exons. Gene Ontology annotation, molecular function: fluconazole transmembrane transporter activity. Lineage: Eukaryota; Fungi; Ascomycota; Eurotiomycetes; Chaetothyriales; Herpotrichiellaceae. The record is from RefSeq and is a predicted model, not a curated record.